Messenger RNA from Sitophilus oryzae (rice weevil), 547 nucleotides. Its product is annotated as nitric oxide synthase-interacting protein homolog. Lineage: Eukaryota; Metazoa; Arthropoda; Insecta; Coleoptera; Curculionidae. The transcript has 2 exons. Gene Ontology annotation, molecular function: ubiquitin protein ligase activity. Gene Ontology annotation, cellular component: nucleus. The annotation marks the transcript as partial. The record is from RefSeq and is a predicted model, not a curated record.
AAUAAAAAUAAACAAAUACAGCAAUAGUAAAUUAUGGUGAUUAUUUUAUUCUUGACUGUGUUCUGGACAUUCUCCUAAAUUAUUUUAUAUUUAUUCAUCUUGUCUCUGUGUUGGUAUCUGGAUAUUGUUAAACUCAGUAUAUUUCCUUCGUUUUCAUCAGUGUAUUUCUUUCAUUUGUAUUAUCCUCAGGAAUAAGAGCAUAUUUUAAUCCUUCCAAUUUAGAGAUAGCAGGUAUUUUAUAAUGACUAGACACGCUAGAAAUUGCACUGCUGGGGCAGUCUAUACUUACCACGAAAAGAAAAAAGAUGCCCAGGCUUCAGGCUACGGUACAAAUGUGCAGAGACUGAGUAAAGAUUCCAUAAAAAAUUUCGAUGCCUGCUCUCUAUCAUUGCAGCCUUGUAGAAAUCCUGUUAUAACGAAAGAUGGUUAUUUAUUUGACAAGGAAGUAAUUUUAGAGUAUAUUAUCUCCAAAAAGAAUGAGUACAGCAGGAAACUAAAAGAAUACGACAGGCUAAAAAAGAAAGAAGAUGAAGAACUGGCCAAUAAA